This is a messenger RNA of Candidozyma duobushaemuli, 2547 nucleotides long. RefSeq names its product Cnh1p (gene CNH1). Gene Ontology annotation, cellular component: plasma membrane. NCBI's taxonomy places the organism in Eukaryota, Fungi, Ascomycota, Pichiomycetes, Serinales, Metschnikowiaceae. The record is from RefSeq and is a predicted model, not a curated record. Gene Ontology annotation, molecular function: sodium:proton antiporter activity. The transcript is spliced from 3 exons. Gene Ontology annotation, biological process: proton export across plasma membrane; intracellular potassium ion homeostasis; regulation of membrane potential. Bases 1 to 2547 code for a protein of 848 amino acids.
AUGUACACCAAUGUGGUCCCAGCUAGAGGUAUGUCGAUUGAACAGUCUCAUAUUGCUUACGCAUGUGUUGGAAUCUUCAGUACGCUCUUCUCGCUAGCGUCUCUCUUUGUCAAGGAACGGUUGUACAUUGGUGAAGCCACCGUGGCGACUAUCGCCGGCUUGAUCUUCGGACCUCACUGUCUAAACUGGCUAGACCCGAUCAACUGGACGAAUUCCGACCAUUUGACCUUGGAGAUAUGCAGAAUUGUCUUGUGUAUCCAGAUUGUCGCUGUGGCGGUCGAACUUCCUAGAAAAUACAUGAAGAAACACUGGCUCAGUGUCACCAUCUUCUUGCUACCUGUCAUGACUUGUGGCUGGUUGGUUGUUGGUCUUUUUAUUUGGGCCCUUAUACCGCAUUUCAACUUUGCUGAUGGUCUUUUGGUGGCGGCUUGUGUGACUGCUACUGAUCCUGUCUUGGCUGCUGCUGUCGUUGGUAAGGGUAAGUUCGCAGAGAGAGUUCCUGGACAUUUACGUAACUUGCUUACGGCCGAGUCGGGCUGUAACGAUGGUAUGGCUUUUCCGUUUAUUUUCCUUGCGCUCAACUUGGUCACUCAGGCAAAUCACGCUAGAGAGGUUGUCAAGGACUGGUUUACACUUACAAUCUUCUGGGAGUGUUGCUUCGGCGUUGUUUUGGGUGUCUUUCUCGGAUACUCUUUAAGAAAGGCGGUGGCAUUUGCUGAAAACAAGGAUCUUAUCGAUAGAGAGUCCUUUUUGGCGCUUUUCGUCUUCCUCGCCUUCGUGUCUGCCGGUGUCGGCUCUAUGCUUGGUGUUGACGAUCUUUUGGUUUCGUUUGCUGCCGGCACAGCGUUCGGCUGGAACGGUGAAUUCGCUAGAAAAACUGAAGAGUCGCAUGUUUCGACCGUCAUUGACUUGCUUCUCAACUUGUCUUUCUUCGUUUACUUUGGUGCUAUCGUCCCUUGGCCUGAUUUCAACAACAGUGAUCUCGGUCUUGACGUUUGGCGCUUGAUCAUUCUUGCGUUCGUCAUCAUCUUCCUUAGACGAAUUCCAGCCGUGCUCGCCUUGAAGCCGUUCACUCCUGAUGUCAAGACAUGGAGAGAAGCUUUGUUCUGUGGCCACUUUGGCCCUAUCGGUGUGGGUGCCAUUUUCGCCGCCAUUCUUGCUAGAGGUGACUUGGAAGCUCACUACACUAAUGAGGAGACCCCAUUGGCAAACCUCACCGAUGAAACAUUCCCCAUUACCAGCUCAUCAAAUGUAUCUGGCCUAUCGUCUGCUUCAUCAAUGGCAAUCACAAUGACCACAACCAAUACUCAUGAUCAAGGUCCUUCCUGGAUGUCUCGUUUGCAGAAGCUCGACAGAACUACUACUUCCUACUCCUUGCACAGUAUCGACACGGCCCAUCCUGAUCUCAAACCAGAAGACACAGCCUCUUCUCAAACUGGAGCCAAAGUUAGACCUUCUGGAGGCGCUAGGAGGAAGAGAAUGCAGAAGAAGCACAAUAAGCGUGAGAGCAAAACCACCGACGAUGGAAGACAUCGUCCUCAAACUGAGGUUUUGCAGUUGGGCAAAUCACAUUCCCAAGGACCCACCAAAAGCGAUGGUGGCGAUUCUGGCGAUACCUCUUCUACGUUUGCUGAGAAGAACGAGAACAUUGACAAUGAUAUCAAUGAAGAGACAUUGAAAGAGGUCAGAAACAAAAUCGCUGUCGAUUCAGGUAAGCCUCUUGAGGACCUUGAUCCAGACACUGACCAAAUUCCCGCCGCUAUUUAUAAGGAGGGCAACCAUAUCAUAGUAGAGGAUCAGGAAGGUGAAAUCAUACAAAGCCUUCCAAUGAGAGCUCUUGAACAAUGCCAGGAGACACCAUCGAAUGCAGAAAAUGUCAGUAUCCAUUCCAUGAAUUCAUUGAGACGCCAUAUGUCGCAGUUCUCAGCCACGUCCCACAACCUGGGACUUUCUUCCAAGAGUGGUGAAUCCAUUGGCAAGAAAAUAACAAGAACAAUGAGUCGUAAAAAGAAGGCGUUCGUCAAGAAAGAUGGAGGCAAGAAAUUCUUUGCUCACCAGGUUGAUAAUUUAAUCGUUAUUGAAAACUCCGACGGUGAAGUCGUCAGACGUUACAGAGUCAACAAGCACGUCAAUCCAAACAAGCAAACCACCAGAGCAAGACUGGGUUCCAUCGUCAACAAGGCUUUGUCUCUUGUGGGUAUCAAAAACAAAGAACCGUCACCAGCUGAUGCAAAUGCAGCCAGAGAAUCGGCUCUUGACUCUCCUCUUCCCGUUGGAGAGUCUGAGAAAGUUGUGAUCCCCCAUGAAGAAUCGCCACACCACGAUGAAGAAAAAUUCAACAACUCGAUGCAACGCAAACUCAGUGGUCUUAUUGAGGCUGAGACUGGUGUGGACAGUAAUCAUGUCGUCCUCAAGGAAGAAGAGCCGUGCGACACUGAUGAGUACAACGAGCUGGAGGAUGAAGAGACCGAGGUUGAAAAGAAAAGAAGACUAGCUGCAUUGGGACAACUCUCGCACGAAAGAGAUGCUAGUGACGAAGAACGUUAA